AUGGGACCGAAGAAAGAACUGAAGAAGUACGAGCUAAACGAUAAAGUUAUGUGUAAACAUGGGCUGUUCUACUACGAAGCGAAAAUAACUGAAAUCACAGAGCAGGAUGGGGAACCGCUUUACGUUGUCCAUUAUCAGGGUUGGCACAAGAGAUACGAUGAGAGAAUAACGCAGAGUGAGACAUCGGACAAGUUUCUGCCUUUCACACCUGAAAACGUAGCCAAAUGUAAAAAAGAAAUUCAAGAGGCUCAGUCAUCCAAAGUUAAAAGAAGAAAAACCAAGGACGGUAAUGACGACGAUGGCAGAAAAAGCGACGCAGGCAGUCGUGCAUCCACACCCAAUAGCGUUGCUCGAUCUGCUUCAGUAUCCACUCCUUUACGAAGUAAGCUUAGUCUAUUUUUUACUCUUCAAAUUGUAGACUAA
Messenger RNA from Ostertagia ostertagi, 423 nucleotides. The record is from the annotation of a GenBank genome assembly. NCBI's taxonomy places the organism in Eukaryota, Metazoa, Nematoda, Chromadorea, Rhabditida, Trichostrongylidae.